AUGUGUGAUUCUACGGCUGCAUUGCUGAGCACGAUCGCUCCGCUAGUGACUAUUUAUUUGGGUUUUCCCGUGCUUUUUCUUGGUUUUGUUGGCAAUCUCUUGAGUUUACUUGUAUUUCUUAGUCUCGAGACCUUCCGACAAAGUUCAUGUGCAUUCUAUUUAACAAUGGCGUCUUUUAUCAAUACAUUUCAUUUAUUUACUGGUUUAUUAACUUUCAUCGCAAUCAAUGGAAUUGGAGACAGUUGGUUGAAUGCUUCGUUAAUUUAUUGUAAAUUUCGCCAAUAUUUUGCUCAAGUAUGUAUAAUGAUGUCUAUGUCGUGCAUGUGUUUGGCGACAAUUGAUCAGUUCUUGGCAACACAGUCGAAUGUUCGUUGGUAUCGAUUCAACAAUGUCAAAUUGGCUCGAUACAUCUUCUUGAGCCUACUUUUAUGUUUGGUGUUUCUAUUGAUUCCUUAUUUAAUAUACUACAACCAUAUUAUAUCAGUCAGCACGGGAAAAAUCGUUUGUGCUAUCACAAAUGCCAUCUUUUCGAAAUAUAGUGAUUAUGCUCAAUCACUCUUUGUCUUAAUUAUUAUACCAAUGUCCAUUAUGACUGUAUUUGGAUUGUUAGCGUAUCGAAAUGUUCAAAAUAUAUCGUAUAGGACAAUACCAUUAGUUCGACGAGAGUUAGACAAACAACUAACAUCGAUGGUUCUUGUUCAAGUGUUCUACAAUAUUCCUGUCAUGACACCAAUGUUAAUUGCAACCUUUUAUAACGGCGUUGUAGGCAGUACACUCAAUGCAUGUGAUAGAAUUAAAAUGGGCAUUACUAUAAAUUUAUGCAUUCUUUGGUAUUAUUUAUUUGCAGUCGGUGCAUUCUAUAUCUAUGUAAGUGUAUCGAAAAGAUUUCGUCAACAAUUGAUUUAUGUUCUGUUUAAUAUGCUUUGGGAACAAUUUCGUCGACGCUGCAAACACAAUCUAGUAGAACCACAAAAACAAUAA
This is a messenger RNA of Adineta ricciae, 981 nucleotides long. The record is from the annotation of a GenBank genome assembly. NCBI's taxonomy places the organism in Eukaryota, Metazoa, Rotifera, Eurotatoria, Adinetida, Adinetidae.